Messenger RNA from Parasteatoda tepidariorum (common house spider), 3339 nucleotides. It is a transcript of the gene mlt, whose product is annotated as tubulin folding cofactor E like protein mlt. Gene Ontology annotation, molecular function: protein binding. Lineage: Eukaryota; Metazoa; Arthropoda; Arachnida; Araneae; Theridiidae. The record is from RefSeq and is a predicted model, not a curated record.
AGACAUGUUUAUAAAUUUUAGGAAUGCAAACAUGUACAGCUUGAUUAAAGUUUUUUGAUCAAUAUUAUCGUUAUUAUUAUUAUUAUUUUUUUUUGUCAAUAACGUCUGCUGUACAAGUACUCAAAUCAUGAAGAACAGAAAUGAAGAGUUAUUCGAUCAAGCUUGUUACGAUGACAUCUUGUUCCUUUUCUGAAGCACUUGAAAUACGUUAUGCAGAAGAUGUGGAUUCAAAUCCUAUAGAGCCAUGUGAAAUUUUUCUAGUGGGUAGUUUUCCUGGAAGGUCAAGCCCAAGUGGGAGAUUAGUUUUGCCUCGAAUUCUUGCCUUGAAUCGUUGUGAUAUUGACAGAGCUGGUGCAUUGCACAAAAUUGAAGAACUUUGUCACGAUGUAGAAGAACUUGACCUUGGUCAAAAUGAAUUAUGUGAUUUGACUGAGAUUGAUAACAUAUUGCAGCACAUGCCAAACUUGUCCUUUUUGAAUUUGAGUCAUAACAAUAUGAAAGAUGCAAUUCCUAUACAUUUCACUAAAAGAGAAAAUUUACAGAGUUUAGUUUUAAAUCACACUUAUGUUCCAUGGACUGUUGUUGGUAAAUUUUUAGAAGCCAUGCCAAACAUCCAGGAGUUACAUUUAAGUCUUAAUGAUUACCGGUGUAUUGAUUUACCUUCGAAUAAGCAGUACCCAAAUUUGAAACAGUUGUAUAUUUGCGGUAAUCCUUUUACAUCCUGGAAUGAUGUUGCUUUAAUUGGAAAGAUAUUUCCUAACUUAGAAUCAUUAGUUAUGGCUGACACUCACAUUUCCUCCAUCCCUGAUCCACCAUCAUGGCAUCAUCUUUUUCCCCAUCUUCAGUCUUUGAAUUUUAACAAUGCACCUUUAAGUGACUGGAAAGACAUUGAUAAAUUAAACCAUUUCCAAAAGCUUGAAGAUGUUAGAUUACUUGGGAUAUCUGUUUUGGAUAACUUAAAUGAUCUUGAGAGACGUCAGCAUUUAAUUGCUUAUCUUCCUUCUGUGAUUCGUUUAAAUGGUAGUGCCAUACUUCAAAAAGAAAGAGAAGAUGCUGAAAGAGCUUUUAUUCGGCAUUUCUUGUCCAAAAAUGAGCGACCUAAAAGAUUUUAUGAUUUAGAAGAAAUUCAUGGAAAAUUGGAUCCAUUAGUUGAUGUUGAUUUAUCUCCUAAGAAAACUGCUCAAGUGUUUGUUCAUUUUUGUGAAGAACAGUCAGUUUUAACCGUAAACUUACAGCAAUCAGUUCAAGAGCUUAAAGCUACUCUGAGUGAUAAAUUUGGCCUAAGACCAGCUAGAAUGAGACUGUUUUAUGUCGAUCAAGAUUUGAAAAACGCUUGUGGUCCUGAUGAACUACGAUAUAACAACAGAAAAUUAUACAGCUAUCAAAUACGAGAUGGUGAUGAACUGUUGUUGGACUCAAAAUAAAUUGACCUUUGAACUAAAUUAAUUAACAUGAACAUUAACACUUUAUUUCUAUUUUAAUUAAGAUGAAAUAUUAUAGUUAUAUUCUUAUUAAAUAAAUCAGUUUGAAGAAUGCCUUUUAAUUACCAAAAUUAGUUUGUAGUUUUUUGGAAGAAUGGGUUGAUUAAAUAAACUAAAAUGUUUAAUUUUAUAGACUUAGUUGUAAAAUUUUGACUUAAUAUGGACUGUUGAAAUAUUUCUUCAAAAUUGCUUUGUUUUAAAUUAAUCUUUGAAAAUGGAUUGUAUUUACUUAUUUUCAAAGUAAAUUUACUUAUUUAUUAGUUAUAGACUCGUUAAAUAAAUCUGUUUGAAAAAUGCCCUUUAAAUUAUCAAAAUUCGUUUGUAUUUUUUUGGAAGAAUGGGUUGGUUAAAUAAACAAAAAAUUUUAAUUUUGUGGACAUACACUGUAAAAUAAUGACUCAAUGUGGACUGUUGAAAUUUUCCUUCAAAACUACUUAACCUUGUUUUAAAUUAAUCUUUGAAAAUAAAUUGUAUUUACUAAUUUUCAAAGUAAAUUUACUUAUUUAUUAGUUAUAGACUCAUUAAAUAAAUCUGUUUGAAAAAUGUCCUUUAAAUUAUCUAAGUUAGUUUGUAGUUCUUUGGAAGAAUGGGUUGGUUAAAUUAACUAAAAUUUUUAAUUUUAUAGACUUAAGCUGUAAAAUAAUGAUUUAAUGUGGACUGUUGAAAUUUUCCUUGUAAACUACUAAUUAAAUAACUUGGAAAAUGAGUUCUAUUUACACUUGGAGGGAAAUAAGGUUUAAAACUUAUAAUUUGACUAAAAAUACAAACAUAUGAAAAUAAAAUACUUAAGCUUAAAGUAAGCAAUCUGAUAAAAUUAUUUUAAACUGAAAAAUUGACUUAUGAUAUCAAAAGGAAAUAUUAUUCAUUAUACAAAUCGUUUUGGAAUACAAAGAAAAAUUCUAGAGCUAUAUUUGUAUGAAAAUGCUCCGACUUGUAAAUUGUAUGGCAUAAAUAUUCCAUUAAAACUAUAAAUAUUUGCCACAAACUACACUCACUAAAGUCUUCUGUGUUUUUCCAUUCUCCACUCUAUAUUAGUAAAAAACAUUACUUAACACGUUUAAAAUGUUGGUGCUAUAAAGUGUUAUUACAAAUUUUUAAAACUUUUCAUUAUUUAUAUCAGAAUAGAUUUUUAAAGUUUGUCAGUUUUUAAAUUGUUAUAUUUAUAAAAAGUUGUGUUAGUUUAUGUUAUAUUACAAAUAUUUUAAUUGUAAAAUUAGUUUUAGAUUUUUACUUUAUAUUACAUAUGUUUUUUUCCCUUAAUGGUUUGAGAAUAAAUUUUUGUAUUUUAUCAUUAAUACUGUUUUAACUUUUUCCAAUUAAAAUUAAAACAGUUGACACCAUUUUGAUAUACCUUUCACUUUAUGAACUAAUGGCAAUUUUUGUAUUAAAAAAGUAGCCUUGUUAAAUACUAGGAAGAAUAUUGGGCAUUUUUUAAAGUAUGUAUAUUAAUAUAUUUUAUUGUAAUUGAUAUUUUUAUAAUAUUCAAUUAUCAUUUAGAUUAUAAAUCAGUUUGUUUGAUUGCAAUUAACUAAUAGUUAUGUAAUUAGAACUCUAUAAAAGUUUGUAUUGCCUAAACAUUCAUUUUAGUUUAAAUAAAUUCAAUUCAAUAAAUUCAAAAAUUUUCAAAUAAAUUCAAAUAUUUUCAAAGACUUAUCCGGUGACUUUUCCCCCUUCUUUUUUUUAUUUACUUUUAAAAAAAAAAUUUUGAAUUUUCGUAUAGUUAUCUGCCUUUUUUUUCCUUUUUUAAUUCGUAAUAUUUGUAUUAUUUGAAAUUAGUGCUUUCUAAAAUUGCUAUUACAAGUCAUCUUGUUUUUUUUAUGUGAUAUUGUUUUAUAUUUUAUUAAAUUAUUAAAUGAGC